UAGUUUGAAUCUCGCGUACCUUUGGCAUUAUUGUUUGGGCCACAUUAACGAGAAAUGCAAAUCUAAGUUACAUCGCUCAUGUGUACUUGAUUCAUUUGACUUCCAGUCAUAUGUUGUAUGUAAAUCUUGUUUACUUGGCAAAAUGACAAAGGCUCCAUUCACCGGUCACAGUGAAAGGGCGAGUGACUUAUUAGGCCUCAUACACUCCGAUGCGUGUGGUCCAGUUAGCGUUGUAGCUAGAGGUGGUUAUUCUUACUUCGUUACAUUUAAUAACGACCUUAGUAGAUAUGGAUAUGUGUAUCUCAUGAAACACAAAUCGGAAUACUUUGACAAAUUCAAAGAAUUCUUAUACUCCCAGUCCUACGGGGGUAGGACGCACUUGGUCUGUGGGUUCGUGAUUACUUUUCUCUUUCGCUCCCUCGUGGGGAAUGCACCCAUCCCACGGCCUGUGCAGUUGAUGAGGGAUUUAGAUGUCGGCAUGCUCCGGAAUGCUCACAUCCACUGGAGACUCUUUCCUAGCUCUUUUGAGAGCACUACGGCCUCUACUGGCCGCACUUCACAUGAGAUUGGAGAGUCAUCCGAUCAGUCACAAAGAUCGUCUCAGCGCCUUCCUCGUCGACGACCUACCAGAGCACAGUUGCCUCGCACACAGACGGAGGUAGCACCGGCGUGGGCCCAGCAGCUCUUGCAGAACCAGAACACACUUAUGCAGUCCGUUGCGGCACUCCAGCAGCAGGAGCAUGGUUUUGACAAGAUACGUGAGGCAUUGGGUUUCGAAAACCCGACAAACCUCCCUCCGCAUCAGCAGCAGCCCAGAGAUGACAAUCCCUCCGCCUCCCGGCCUCCACAGUGAUCUCCUACUUUCUCCAGAACUUUUUAUCUUAUUUGAGCCGGAAUUGAUGACUUGACUCGUUUAUUUGGAUUCCUGUUUGACUUCUUCUGAAACCCACCAUAGAUCUCGAUCUCGAGACAGGAGAGCGCGAACAAAAUGGAGGCGGGAGUUUCUCUCUCUAGGGUUGCUGGAAUGCUGGUGCCGCUCCACCCCUUUUGAUUCCAUCUUUGAAUCUGAGACUCUUUUCUUGGAAUUUUUGGAUAUCUAGCGACCAAUUGAGGACUGAAUCACUGCAUUUA
Molecule: messenger RNA, 1131 nt
Organism: Cuscuta campestris
Lineage: Eukaryota; Viridiplantae; Streptophyta; Magnoliopsida; Solanales; Convolvulaceae
Source: the annotation of a GenBank genome assembly